AUUGGUGAUGAGCUGGGAGUUUUUUUUUUCUUUCCUGUUGCAUUGGCAGCUGUGCAGAACUAGUCCCGCUGCUCUCACUCAGCUUUCUCUCUCUCUGUCUGAUCCGACCCCACAGCAAUCCUCUCCGGCUGCUCGGGGAACAUAUUCAAGGUCUCCAGUUAUCUUCUGAUGAAGACCAUGAAGAAGCCCUUACACUAAAAGAUAAGAAAUGUGGACAUGUUAAAGACUCGGAUGUAGUUAGAGGAGUUAAAUCUCUUGACUGAAUCUGCACCAUGAACUCCACAACGGAUUUAGAAGAUGCGGAGCUGCGUCAUGUCAUGCAGGUGCUGGUCACUGUGAUCUUCAGCUUUAUUUUCCUACUGGGAAUGAUGGGCAAUGGGACCGUCAUUUGGAUCACAAGUUGCCGCCUUCGAAGGACAAUCAACACAGUUUGGUUUUUCAACCUGGCACUGGCUGAUUUUAUUUCCACUUUCCUGGUUCUGGUCACCGUCCUUUAUUUGCUACUGGACUUGCACUGGCCAUUUGGCCCCAUUCUUUGCAAGUUAGUCAACUGCAUCUUUGGACUCAGUAUCUAUGCCAGCAUUCUCCUGCUUACUGCCAUCAGUAUUGACCGCUGUGUGUUUGUCCUCUUCCCAGUGUGGUGCCAAAAUUACCGCAAUCCAAGGUUGGCAGCCACUACAUGCUUGGUCAUUUGGGUUCUUUCUGUGGCUCUAGUUCCUGGCUCCUACACCUUAUCAGAGAUGUCCACAGAGAAGAACCGAAGUUCUUGCAAAAACCUUGAUGUUUUUGAAGACUGGGAAAAAAGGGAGGCUGGUAUCUUCACCGUUUGCAUCUUCCUCUACCAAUUUUUGGUCCCCUUGAGCAUAAUACUUAUUUCGUAUACAAUCCUCCUACUUACUCUUCACAAGAAGAAACUUAACAGGUCUAGCAAACCUUUGCUUGUUGUUACAGGGGUGGUUUUCUCAUUUUUUUUAUGUUGGCUUCCAUAUCACGCUUUGGCAAUGGGUCGUGUUUUCCUAGGGGGGCUUCCGCUUUGGGUCAGUCUGGUUGGUGUGCCGCUGUCCAAGUGCUUGGCAAUGUUUAACAGCUGCAUUAACCCAAUACUCUAUGUUUUUGUUGGUCGAGAGUUUAAAGAUGAAGUUAAGCGAUCACUAACACAAGUUUUUAAAUCUGCUUUUGAGGAACUGCCCCAAUAAAGCAUCAAGUUUCAACUGCAAAUUGUUGUGGCCAUUUUAAAAAUUAAAUAGCCAAAGAGGACUACGUUUAAGGUAAAGGUUUAGUGGAACAUACAAUAUACUUGAGCCUCUCUAUGAAUAGUUACAAACGAAUGAGGCAUUGCGGAUGAUGGCAUUGGA
Xenopus laevis (African clawed frog) is the source of this 1355-nucleotide messenger RNA. Its product is annotated as chemokine-like receptor 1. Lineage: Eukaryota; Metazoa; Chordata; Amphibia; Anura; Pipidae. Bases 273 to 1196 code for a protein of 307 amino acids. The record is from RefSeq and is a predicted model, not a curated record. The transcript has 4 exons.